AUGGCUGACAAGGAUGAUCCAAGGGUGGAUUUACUUGAACACAGAGAUUUCCAAUUAGUCUCUAGUAGAAAAAGAAGGAACAAAAAGCUGAGCUCUGCAUCUACCACCAAGAUUAAAGCUGAUGAAUAUAGAGGUAGGCACAAUCCUAAUAAUAUCUCCAUGAGAGAAUUUUUUCAAUGGGAUGAUUCCAAUCAUCUUCACCAUUUGCCUACUAUUGGUAGCUUUUUUACUUGGAGUAAUGGUAGAAAAGGAAAUCAGUUAACUGAGAAGAGAUUAGACAGGGUUAUGUGCAACUUAGAUAUGAUUGAUACAUGCCCUAACAUUGUUUGUCAUACCUUAAAUAGAAUUAAGUCUGAUCAUUUUCCCCUCCUUUACACCUGUGAUUUUGAAAGGGAUAAGUUUAAAUCCCAAUUCAAGUUUCUUAAGAUGUGGAGCCUUAAUGAUGAUUAUGAGAAGCUAAUUGGGGAUGUUUGGAAAACCAAGGUGUAUGGUUGCCCUAUGUACAUUUUAGACAGAAAGCUUAGACUGUUAAAAGGUAAGUUAAAAGAUUGGAACAAGCAUAAGUUUAGGGAUGUGAAGGAGAGAGUUGUUAAGGCUGAAAAGGCUCUUAAUGACAUACAGAGGAAUAUAGGUUUGUCUGGUUAUAAUGACUGGUUGGAGGUUGAGGAAGCGAAAGCUCAACAUGAUUUGGAGAAGGCCCUGAUUCUGGAAGAAGCUUUUUGGAAAGAGAAGGAAAACAUAAAGUGGCACUUUGAGGGAGACAAAAAUACUAAAUUUUUUCAUACAUAUGCCAAGAUUAAAAAGAAAAACAACAUAAUUGCUUCUCUUAAUGUUAAUGACACAGUUACUACUGAUAGUAAGGUCAUUGAGUUAUAUCUUAUUAAUCAUUUUUCUGCCUUAUUUAACCAAAAUAUGCUGCUGCAGGAUUCAGGUCUCAUUCAAAGAGUCAUCCCUUGUUUAAUUAAUGACAAUACUAAUGCUAUGCUAACUUUAGAUCCUAGUGAAGAGGAGAUAUAUCAUGCUGUCAUGAAUCUUAACUCAGACUCUGCACCAGGUCCUGAUGGAUUUGGUCCCUUGUUUUUCCAAAAAUACUGGAGCAUCAUUAAGUGUGAUGUUAUUGGGGCUGUUAACCAUUUUUUCAUUCAAGAUUGGGUUAUGCCUCAUUAUAAUGCUAAUACCAUUGUUUUGAUUCCUAAAACUAAUGAGCCAAAUUCUAUAAAUAAUUAUAGGCCUAUUGCCCUUGCUAAUUGUAAGUUUAAAAUUAUUACCAAGAUCAUGGCUGACAGACUUGCUACUAUCCUUCCUUCUUUGAUAUCUAAAGAGAAAAAUGGUUUUGUUAUGGGUAGGAAUAUUAAGGAUAGCAUUUGCCUAACCUCUGAGGCCAUAAAUAUUCUUCAUAAUAAAAGUUAUAGUGGCAAUGUUGCACUGAAAAUUGAUAUUUCAAAAGCUUUUGACACUAUAAGCUGGAAAUUUCUCCUUAGCACUCUUGAAUGUUUUAGUUUCUGCAUCAAGUUUUGUAGUUGGAUUAGUACUAUCCUCCAUUCUGCUCAUUUGUCUAUUGGAUUCAACGGUAAACAAGCUGGAUAUUUUAAAUGUACCAAUGGUGUUAGACAAGGAGAUCCCUUGGGUGAUCACAAAUCUCUCAAUGCUAUUGACAUGUUACUUAAAGAAUAUGCUAGUUGUUCUGGGAAAUUUUGUAACAAUGCUAAAUCUUUAAUUUAUGCAGGGGGCAUGUCUUUAGUGAGACUUAAGAGUCUUGCUGAUCUAAUUGGGUUCUCCAUGGCCAACCCUCCUUUUGUGUAUCUGAGGGCUCCUAUUUUCGUAGGCAGACCUAAACCUAUUUACUUUCUCUAUGUUGCAGAUAAAAUAAAGCUCAGGCUGGCCAGUUGGAAAUCUAAGCUACUCACUAUGGCUGGAAGGUUGCAACUGGUGAAAUCAGUGAUACAAAGCACGGUGGUUCAUUUUAUUUCCAUAUACAAUUGGCCAGGAGCUCUUACAAAACAAUUAACAACUUGGAUAAGGAACUUUAUUUGGAGUGGCAGCCUUGAGAAGAAAAAAAUGGUGACUGUGGCUUGGAAGCAUUGUUGUAGGUUGAAGGAUGGAGGCCUAGGGCUUAAAUCUCUUGAGGUGUUGAAUUUAGCAGCCAAUCUUCAUCUUUGCUGGUGGUUGGAAGAGCCUCUUGUUUCUUUAUUCAAGAUCCCUGAGAUGUUUAGCAAGCAUUUCUCUGUUAAGGUUAAGGAUUGGAUUGUGGACAAAGUUUGGCACAUUCCUUUUAAUGUGCAUGCAGCCUACCCUAGUUUGAGGUUACUUGUAGAGAAAGUCACAAUUAAUGACAGCGAGGUAGAAGAUUCUUUAGCUUGGACUGAUGCUAUGAAUGGUGAGCUGACAUUGAAAAUGGCUUAUGAUUGUUGUAAAAAGCAGAAUCCCAAAAAUCUGGGCCUUUACCCUUGGGACAGAAAUGUUCCUCCUUCCAAUUCCAUGCUAAUUUGGAGGUUGGAUCAUGGUAAAAUGCCUACGGAUGAUAAUCUAGCUGCUAGAGGUUUUAAGAUUCCUUCCAUGUGCUCACUUUGCAGUGGUAAUGCUGAAACAUCUUCUCAACUUUUCUUCCACUGCAAGUUUGUUUAUAAUAUUUGGGCUUGGUUAAGACAAAAACUUCACUGCUCGGGCAACAUUACUUGUCUUAAAGACUGUGCUGAUAUGAUCAAAUCUUGGUGGUCUCCUCAAGCCAAAGAUGUGGCCUUGUCUUGCAUAUGUAGUGUUUUUUACUGUGUUUGGCAAGCCAGAAACAAGAAUAGGUUUGAAGAUAGGAAUACACAUUGGAGAACUUGUAUUGUCAACAUUAUCGCUAGAGCUAAAUUAGCAGGGACCAAUACUGCUAAGUGUUCAACUAAUAACAUGGACAGCUUUACCAUUCUUAAGAGUUUUGAUGUUUUCCUUCACCCUGGUAAACCUAUGCAUAUGCUUGAUGUCAUUUGGAGCCCUCCUCCCAAAGAUUGGAUUAAAGUGAAUGUCGACGGGCUAGCUAGAGGAAUGUCAUCGCUUAUGGCGUGUGGAGGUAUUUUCCGCAAUAUGGAGGCUGAACAUAUUGGGAGUUUUUGUGAUUUUUUCGGUGAAGGAGAUGCUGCUACGACUGAGCUUCUUGCAGCCACUAUUGCUAUUGAGAAAAUUAAAGAUUUGGGAUUUCAAAAGGUUUGGUUGGAAUCCGACUGUUUGUUGGUAGUUAAAGCUUUUUCUGAUACUAGCCUGGUUCCUUGGAAGAUUAGAUCUCGUUGGCUCGGUUGUUUGGAGUAUACUCGUUCUAUUGAGUUUAUGAUAUCUCAUGCAUAUAGAGAGGCCAAUUUUUGUGCGGAUCUCCUUGCGAACCUAGGAUUGUCUUUACGUAAUUAUCACUGGUUUUCCUUUUUGCAUUCGGUUUUAGUUCGGAAAUACCUCUUAGACAAGGAAGAUACCCAUAGACUUAGACUUUGCUCCUAA
Molecule: messenger RNA, 3474 nt
Organism: Vicia villosa (hairy vetch)
Lineage: Eukaryota; Viridiplantae; Streptophyta; Magnoliopsida; Fabales; Fabaceae
Exons: 4
Coding region: 1-3474 (1157 amino acids)
Molecular function (GO): RNA-DNA hybrid ribonuclease activity; nucleic acid binding
Source: RefSeq, a predicted model, not a curated record